AUGGAUACUCAGACAGGAUCAGUGGAUGAGGAGAAUGGGCGUCAGCUUGGGGAGAUUGAGCUUCAAUGUGGCAUCUGCCUGAAGUGGUUUGGAGCAGAUACAUUUGGUAUAGAUACUACGUCUUGUCUUACAUUUAUGACCAACUACAGCUUCCAUUGUAAUGUAUGCCAUCACAGCGGAAACACAUACUUUCUGAGAAAGCAAGCCAAUUUGAAGGAAAUGUGUCUCACCACUUUAGCAAACUUAACAUGGCAGUCUAGAAACAAAGAUGAGCAUCCAAAAACUAUGUUUUCCAAAGACAAGGAUAUAAUUCCAUUUAUUGACAAGUAUUGGGAGAGCCUGACCACACGACAGAGACCGGGAAAGAUGUCCUGGCCAAACAGUAUUGUGAAAACUAUGACUAAAGAGCGAGAUGUGUUUUUAGUGAAAGAACACCCGGACCCAGGCAGCAAGGACCCAGAAGAUGAUUAUCCAAAAUUCGGCCUCCUUGAUCAGGAUUUGGGAAACAUCGGUCCAGCUUAUGACCAGAAGCAGAGCAGUGCAGUUUCUACUGCAGGAGGAUUAAAUGGCUCAGCAGCUGCCAGCUCUGCAAAAGGUAGAGGAGCAAAGCGCAAGCAGCAAGAUGGAGGUUCUACUAGCGCAGCAAAACGAACCCGAAGCGAUCCACUAUUUGCAGCGCAGCGUCUUCCUCCUCAUGGCUAUCCACUUGAGCACCCCUUUAACAAAGAUGGGUAUAGGUACAUUCUGGCAGAGCCAGACCCCCAUGCACCAGAUCCUGAGAAACUGGAGUUGGACUGCUGGGCUGGAAAACCGAUCCCGGGAGAUCUGUACCGAGCUUGUCUGUAUGAAAGGGUGCUGCUUGCCCUACAUGACCGUGCUCCCCAGUUAAAGAUCUCAGAUGACCGACUGACUGUAUUAGGAGAGAAGGGCUAUUCUAUGGUCCGAGCAUCCCAUGGCGUACGCAAAGGGGCCUGGUAUUUUGAAAUCUUUAUAGAUGACAUGCCACCGGAAACCGCUGCCAGACUGGGCUGGUCUCAGGCACUAGGUAAUCUUCAGGCUCCUCUAGGUUAUGAUAAAUUCAGCUACUCCUGGCGCAGCAAGAAAGGCACCAAGUUUCACCAGUCUAUUGGAAAGCAUUACUCUGACGCUUAUGGACAGGGCGACACGUUGGGAUUUUAUAUCUGCCUGCCAGAUGAAACCGAGACUGCUCAGGCUCUGCCUGACACCUACAAAGACAAGGCAUUGAUCAAAUUCAAGAGUUACUUGUACUUUGAAGAAAAAGACUUCGUGGAUAAAGCUGAAAAAAAUUUAAAGCAAACGCCUAGCAGUGAGAUUGUAUUCUUUAAGAACGGUGCCAACCAGGGCGUGGCCUAUAAAGAUGUUUUUGAAGGUGUAUAUUAUCCUGCCAUAUCGCUCUACAAGGGCUGUACUGUGUCUAUAAACUUUGGACCACAUUUCAAAUACCCUCCAAAGGAUUUGUCAUUCCGUCCAAUGAGUGACAUGGCAUGGAUGGCAGUUGUUGAACAUACAUUAGCAGACGCUCUAUACCAUGUGGAAACAGAGGUUGAUGGCAGAAAGAGUCCUCCAUGGGAUGCUUAA
Messenger RNA from Staurois parvus, 1599 nucleotides. The record is from the annotation of a GenBank genome assembly. NCBI's taxonomy places the organism in Eukaryota, Metazoa, Chordata, Amphibia, Anura, Ranidae.